Molecule: messenger RNA, 1686 nt
Organism: Cladophialophora psammophila CBS 110553
Lineage: Eukaryota; Fungi; Ascomycota; Eurotiomycetes; Chaetothyriales; Herpotrichiellaceae
Exons: 3
Coding region: 1-1686 (561 amino acids)
Biological process (GO): transmembrane transport
Molecular function (GO): transmembrane transporter activity
Source: RefSeq, a predicted model, not a curated record
AUGGCUAUGCCAAACGACAAAGCUAUAGUCGCUGUUGGAGGAACCGAAUCGCCCACACCUUCAACCUUGGACACCUCCGAUGUGAACCAUGCUAGCGACGGCCGCAGCGCACACCGGGAAAAGUCCGUUCAGAGCAUAUUUGACGACCACUAUCCGCAUGGACUGAAACUGGUACUCGUCGGAGGGGCGUCUGUUAUUGCUGUCUUUCUUAUUGCACUGGACCAGACUAUCGUCGGCACAGCAAUUCCAAAGAUAACGGACGAGUUCCACGGCCUCAGGGACGUAUCAUGGUAUGCCGCCGCCUACUUCAUGACUUUCGGCGCUGCUCAGACCUCGGCGGGCAAGAUAUACAAGUACUUCAACCUGAAGUGGAGCUUCCUGGUCUCCAUGCUCAUCUUCGAGGUUGGUAGUUUGAUAUGUGGAGUUGCGCCUAGCUCCAAGGCAUUGGUCGUCGGACGGGCCAUUGCUGGAUUGGGCGGUGCCGGCCUGUCGGUAGGUGGCACCAGUAUCGUUUCCUUCACUGUGCCGCCGGCAAAGCGACCGAUGAUGAUGGGCAUCAUCGGAAUGACAUAUGCGAUUGCUGCUGUCCUGGGACCGCUUAUUGGUGGCAUAUUUUCCGACCACGUCACUUGGCGAUGGUGCUUUUACAUCAACCUACCGAUUGGGGGACUUGCCGCUGUCGCUGUCUUCUUCUUUUUCCACCUUCCAACUGCUGCAGCGCCUCCUCAGGUCUCUUGGACGAAGCGCCUGUUGCAUAUGGACCCGGUUGGGGUCGCUUUAGCCAUGGGAGGCAUCACCUGCUUCAUCCUCGCCCUUCAGUACGGAGGAAACACCCAUCCCUGGGAUAGCAGCAUCGUCAUCGGUCUCUUCGUUGGCUUUGGACUCCUUGCGAUUGUUCUGGUGGGGUGGGAGAUUUGGUUGGGUGACUAUGCCAUGAUGCUGCCGAGACUCUACAAACAGCGCUCACUCUCGACCACGGCCCCUUACCAGUUCUUCUUCAUGGGAAGCUACAUUAUUCUCCUGUACUACCUCCCCAUCUACUUCCAGAGUAUUCUCGGUGCGAGCCCUAUCAAAUCCGGCGUCAACAACCUGCCUCUCGUGCUCGCGGCGGCGGUUUUCGCCCUUGCCGGCGGAGCUGUCGUUAUGAAGACGGGUCGUGCACAGCAGGUCAUAUUUGUUGGCUCAAUGCUCUCCACCGUUGCCAUAGGGCUGAUUUACACGCUCGACAUUGGCACCUCGACUGGGAAGUGGGUUGGCUAUCAGCUCUUCGUCGGAGCUGCCAUGGCCUUUGCCAUCAUGCAUGGUUUGACUAUUGCUCAAGCCAACGUGGGUCCCGAAGACCUUGCAGCCGUCACGGCCAACCUUUUGUUCUUCCAGACGGUUGGGGGUGCGUUCAGCACUUCGGCAGGCCAGUCAGCCUUCGUCAACAGACUCCUUGCCACUCUGCCCAAAACAGCCCCAGGAGUGAACCCACGCCUGGUGCUUUUGACAGGCGCCUCAGAGCUGCAUAACCUCUUCUCACCGGACGUGCUUCCCGGAGUCCUAAAGGCGUACAUGGUCGGUCUCAAGGCAGCUUUCGCCGUCGCAGUUGCCUUCUCCGGCGUCGCAUUUUUGUGUUCCUUGGCCAUUCCCAUGGAGAAGCUUCCGAGCCAUGCGCCAGAUAAAGCCCCUAUGGCGACGGGUUAG